AGUUCCGGUCAAAAUGGCCGAACCAGAGGAUACGGCGAAUCUCAAAGCUCAACUUGAAGUUAUUUCGAAAGAAACUUCUUUUCUUAAAAAGUAUUUCGCAUUAAGAAAAAAAUGUGAACAGUUGCAACAAUCUAAUGAAAAAAUGGUCAACAGAAUUCAGCAUGUUAAAAAGCUCAUCAAAAGAUACAAACGAGAUAAAAGAUAUUUGACCACACGACUUGAUGAGCUUGGGGACAACUUUAGAGAUGUUCAAGUUCCUCUAAUGUGGGAGGAAGACCAGUUAUAUGGCAGCAUAAGAUCAAGUGGAAUUUUUCAGGGCGCUGGGUCAGAUUCUGAAACAGAAGGAAGGGGUAGAUUAGAACAUAAGUCUGCUUUAUCCUCUAUUCAACCUCUCUUACAAGCUCAUGGUCUUGGAGGCUUUGAAGCCAAGUCAAGAAAGAUCAGAACUGACAAAGAAAAGGACCCCAACGCCCCCAAAAAACCUGCAAAUGCUUUUCUUAUGUUUUGCACAACACAACGCACAUCUUUACAAGAAGAAUACUUCAAGGAGCAUAACGAAGAGAUCGCCCACCAUGAACUUACCAAGUCUUUAGCUCAGCAGUGGAAUGCACUUGUGCCAGAGGAGAAAAGGAUUUACUAUGAAAUGUAUGAACGUGAAAAAGAAAGAUAUGAACGGGAAAUGCGCAGCUAUAAACCUAAGACUGAAUUUGGUAGUGAUGCAAGCACAAGUGCCACCCCAGAACCAAGUACUUCAAUUAAUGAAGCGAUAAGCAUGUCUUUCAAAGAAGAGUUGGAUGUCUGAAAUAGUGUGGUACACAGUUAUUACUUUAACCUCAUGAAUAGAAGUUUAAAGAAAAGAUGCUUCUUCUGAAUAUUUUGCCGCACAAGUCUGUGAGAAGAAAGGCACAUACUAACUUUUUUGUCUGCCAUUUUAAUUUUCACAUUUGUAUAAAAAAAUUUCUUCAUAUCUGACUGUAAUUUUUAUAUAAUUGACGUAAAAAAUGUUUGUAUAUAUGUAUAUUUUACGAUUGCCACAGUAUUAUUUAAUAAUAUUAAUAAUGCUCUUCUUGUUGUAAAGUUUUACUAAAACAUUGAGUUGUGCCAUGGUCAUGAUAUUCAAUACCUUGACAAACUUUAGAGUUAAGUCAUUUACAUUCAAGUACUCACCUAUAUUCUGCUGGAAAGAAAUUAAAUGAUUCUUUUUUUUUUUUUGCAAGCUUUGGAUUUAAACGUUUGUAAAUGUAUUUCAGUUUGUGUGUUAAAUACCAUAAUAAUCUGAACUGUUUAAAACGCAUAUUAAUAGUUAAUAGACAACAAUUGUGUGCAGAAAAUGUGCCCAUUGAUUAUGCUUCUGUCUUGUAAUUAAUCCUUUCAGCCUCUAGCUCCAUUAUCACCUCUCCCUAAGAAAACAUGACAAUGCCAUAAAAAGUAGGCCUACAUUAAGAAUAAUUACAUGUAAAAAUAAUUGAACCCCAAAUAAUUGAACCCAAUAAAAUCCUUAAAUUAUAGGCCUGUUUCAAUCAAAUACGCUUUAUAUACUAAUAUAAAAUGCAGAUUUUUUUACAAACACAACUUAAUUGUUAUCACCAUGUGAUAACCAAAACAAUGCAGAACAACAAAACAAAUAUAAAGACACAUUGUUUACUCGAACACAAUACGCUAAAUAAAAAUAAGUUGUUAAAGACCAGAAAAAGUAGUUAAUGUAAGUCCAUGGAAACUAUGCUAACAAGCAUCAAAGACUGCUAGCUACUAGCUGCCUACUCUCUGAUGUGUUGUGCUCUUGCAGUAGUUUUGAAAGUAUUAAUGUUGAUACAGUUUUGUUCCUUAAGAUUCAGCAUAAGAGCAUUAGUAAAUCUGAGAAACAAUUGAUUCAGUCUACCAGUCUGUUUUAUUUGUAAUAAUUGUAAUGUGAACAUGCGUUUGUAAUAAUGUUCAUGAUUUUUAAAGUUUGUUUUGAAAUGUUAUGUCAAAACUUGAGGUGCUAAAAUGUAGAUGUAAAAGCUGUUUAAAUAAAUAAUUUUGUUGCAA
Messenger RNA from Physella acuta, 2028 nucleotides. RefSeq lists its product as uncharacterized. Gene Ontology annotation, biological process: regulation of gene expression. The record is from RefSeq and is a predicted model, not a curated record. Lineage: Eukaryota; Metazoa; Mollusca; Gastropoda; Physidae. Gene Ontology annotation, cellular component: nucleus.